This is a messenger RNA of Apaloderma vittatum (bar-tailed trogon), 499 nucleotides long. It is a transcript of the gene TVP23A, whose product is annotated as trans-golgi network vesicle protein 23 homolog A (S. cerevisiae). Gene Ontology annotation, cellular component: Golgi membrane. The record is from RefSeq and is a predicted model, not a curated record. Gene Ontology annotation, biological process: vesicle-mediated transport; protein secretion. The annotation marks the transcript as partial. The transcript has 4 exons. NCBI's taxonomy places the organism in Eukaryota, Metazoa, Chordata, Aves, Trogoniformes, Trogonidae.
GCACCCACUGGCCACCUUUUUUCACCUGUUUUUCCGAGUGAGCGCUAUUAUUACCUACUUGUUCUGCGACUGGUUCAGCAACAGCUUUGUCGCCUGUUUUGUCACUAUUCUCCUCCUCCUGUCCUUUGACUUCUGGUCAGUUAAGAACGUGACAGGAAGGCUCUUGGUUGGCUUGCGCUGGUGGAACCAGAUUGAUGAAGAUGGAAAAAGCCACUGGGUGUUUGAAGCAAAGCCGAUGCCUACGAGAGCUGCCUCAACGGAAGCUGAAGCUCGAAUCUUUUGGCUUGGUCUCAUUGUGUGUCCAGUUAUUUGGACAGUGUUUUUCUUUAGCUCCUUGUUCUCCUUGAAGCUGAAGUGGCUGGCUCUCGUGAUCACUGGGAUCUCCCUUCAGACCGCUAAUCUCUACGGAUACAUCCACUGCAAACUAGGGGGACAGAAAAGCCUCAGCAGAGGAUCUUCGAGGUUUUCUGUCACAGCAGAUGUUCCAAAGCCUAAGUAG